This is a messenger RNA of Mizuhopecten yessoensis (Yesso scallop), 1313 nucleotides long. Its product is annotated as T-cell leukemia homeobox protein 3-like. Gene Ontology annotation, molecular function: DNA-binding transcription factor activity, RNA polymerase II-specific; RNA polymerase II cis-regulatory region sequence-specific DNA binding. The transcript is spliced from 3 exons. NCBI's taxonomy places the organism in Eukaryota, Metazoa, Mollusca, Bivalvia, Pectinida, Pectinidae. Gene Ontology annotation, cellular component: nucleus. The coding region runs from base 1 to 972 and encodes 323 amino acids. The record is from RefSeq and is a predicted model, not a curated record. Gene Ontology annotation, biological process: regulation of transcription by RNA polymerase II; animal organ development.
AUGGACAGCAAGAACAAGUGUCAAGAUAGAGGGGAAACGCUGUCGUCUGCAAUUUCAUCUAAAGAGAAAGAAGACAGCGAGCAUAUGGAUGACUCGGACGAUAGAUCCCAAUCGCCAAUUUUAAUCACUCACCAUCAGGAAAAAAAGCAACAUCAGCAACACCAGCAACAAAGUUGCGUGAAACAACAGGUUAAUAGUUCAGGAACAACAAAAGUACGACCUAUUCUUUCAUUUGGAAUCAGCAGAAUCUUGGACAAUGAUUCGAACUCAGAUUCGGACUGUCAGUCAGGUGGUGAGGAUAACGGGCCGUGUGAUGGUCGUACGAGGCGCGGAAAUGUCACGCCAGAAAAACACUGUCUAUCUAUGAAAACAACUGCAGAUGAGGAUGACAAACCUUUCAUACAAAUUCCUAAACUUACACCAGAAUUAUUUGCAUCUGUUGCAAAUGGUUACCAUGGAUUCCACGUGCCUCUGACGGUACCUAUUCACCGACCCCACCCCGUGUUUCCCACUAUGACGUCAUACACACUGCCUGGGUGGCUCGACCUUCGACGGGACAGGUUUGGUGUGACAAGAAGAAUAGGACAUCCAUACCAAAACAGAACACCUCCAAAACGGAAAAAGCCGCGGACAUCAUUCACUCGCCUACAAAUCAUGGAACUAGAAAAACGUUUCCACAGACAGAAAUACCUAGCUUCAGCUGAGCGCUCAGCUUUGGCCAAAGCACUAAAAAUGACUGAUGCACAGGUGAAAACAUGGUUCCAAAAUCGUCGAACAAAAUGGAGACGACAGACGGCUGAGGAGCGGGAGGCGGAACGUCAGGCGGCUAAUCGGCUGAUGAUAAGUCUACAGGCGGAAGCCAACAAGACAAUAUAUGACAUUCGAGACCCCUUGUGCAUGAGCAAUUCUUCCUUACAUGCACUUCAAAACCUUCAGCCAUGGGUUGACGAUUCUUCCCGGGGUGACCAGUGAUUGAUGACGUAGAAUAUGACGCAGGGAAAUAUCACCAAGUGAGAGAAAUCCCGAAGUGAUAAUUUAUUGAGGAAAGUCCCCAAGUGAUGAAUAGUAUAAGGGAAGCUCCGAAUGGAAUUAAAUGUCCGUGACGAUCGGAGCGCCUUGUCUCCUAUCUGAAUUCUGUUUCGGAUAGAGAGAUAGUGUGAUCUGAUUCCACAGAGAGAAAAAAGGACAUCCCGAUUAACGAAAAGGUCAUUCGCCAGUGACUUCAAGAUGCAUUCGACCGUAGCGUUAAUUUAUUCUCCACCGUGACGUCAUUAUUGGUCAUACUGUUUGGUUGAAGAAUCUACUCACUUUAC